AUGGCGGAUACCGCGUCGCCCUUCGAUCUCCGCGAGCUAGAGAGCCAAUCGAGUGUGACUCUAUCGCAGGUCGACGACGGCGACUCCAGCUCCACCACGACUAGCAGCAGCACUGUGUCGUGCCAAGGCUCGUUCGGCGUUUUCGCGCGCCGCAGGCGGCGCCAGAGUAGCCGCAGGGAGAUGCCCGCAGCGAGCCCCCGCGCCGGCGCUGACCAUUCUGUGAUUGGCGGGUUUCCCGCGACGCGCAGAGCCGCGCCAACGGCACCAGCACCAGAGCUACCGCGUCUGCUUCACCAUGAGAUGCGCCGUGACAUACGGAGGAGUGACGGAGAGGAGAGCGGCGACGAAGGUGACGGCGGAGGGGGCGGCAGCAAAAGUAGUCGAGGCAGCGCGGCGGUUACGAUAUUGAAGGACGCAGCGCAGACCGUCGCGCGGAAGGUGCGCGGCGCCGACGCGGCCGCGUGGGGGCAGCUCGGCGCGCUGCAGGGGGGCGCACUGUCCCGACCCCUCGCCGGCGCAGCCCGUCGCCAGAAGCCGCCGCUCGCGCUGAAGCCGCGGCGAUUCAACGAGCGCGACGGCUGCCCGUCGCCCGCGAGCAGCGGAGAGAUGGCGCUGAUGCGGCCCCCGAAGUCCCCCGCGAGCAGCGGGGAGAUUGCGCUUCUCGAGGCGGAGGAGAUGCUUUUCGGUGCGAACCAAUGGUCCCCCGCCAGCAGCGGAGAGAUGCCACUCUUGGGAUCGAGGGAGUUUGCGCCGCUUCCGCCGACCCCGGAACGGCGCAGGGCGGACUACGAGGAGGGGAGCGAGGGCGGGAGCGAGGGGGUGGUAGUGGAGGUCGCACCUGGGGGAGGCAGCAUGCACCGGUCCACGUCCCCCUCACUGUGGAACCAGCUGGGAUCGGUUUCGGAAAAUUUGCUGCUCGGCGCGCGACAGAAGAAAGGAGUCGACGGUCUCCCCGCGGAAGACCCGCGCUCCCCCACGCCGCUGCACCCCAGCAGCGCCCCCAAGGCCGCGCAUACGCGCUAUGCGCGCAAGGCGCAGCACCGCCACGGGCUGUCUCUCGGCGACGUGUCUUUUGCUGAUUCCCCCGUCGGCAUGGAUGCGCGGGCGCCGCUGCCGCCGUCUGCUCUUCCGCCAGUCGCCGUCGGCGGGGCGGGCGCGCCCGCGUCGAGCAUCAGCGCGGAUAACAUCCCCGUCGGUAGCUUCGGCUUGAGCGGCAGCACCCGGAGCGGCCGUAGCAGCGGCAGCGGCGGCAAGAAGAGCAGCAAGGGCAGGGUUGCGGCGCGGGCGAGCGCGUCGGCCAUUGAACUGGACCGUUGGAGCGUGCUGCCGUACGGCGGCGCGCGGGAAAAACCGUGCGAGUCGCGGGAGUCGACGCGAGUAAAGCAGGUGCCGAGCAGCAAGGAGCACGGCGGAGUGACGAGCGGAGUGACGAGCGGAGCGGCGGCAGUGCCGGGCGAUUUCCUCUCGUCGUACUUCGGCGACGCGCCCGACGCUUACGUCGGCGAGUUCGCGCUGCAGGAGGCGCGCAACGCGGCGCGCAACGCGCACAAGAAGACAACGGCGCAAACCGAAAGCGCCGUCACUGCGACCCCGCGCAAGCAGCUGGCGGCGGACGCGGACGUGCGCCAGAUGCUGGCGGAGAGGCAGGCGGAGCACGAGCGCGCGCAGGAGCGGCGGAGAGAGGAGCAGCAGCAGUGGGCGGACGAGCAGCAGCGGCUGCAGCAGCAGCUGCAGCUGCUCCGGCAGCAGCAGAAGCUGCAGCUCCUACAAGCCUUCCACGAGACGAACCAGCAGCACCUGCGGCCGUGCGACUUCGUCCUCGGCCGCCCGUACUCGUCGCUGCUGCGGCGCUUCGUGCUCGCGCCGCAGGAGCUGGGCAGCGGGCAGUUCGGCGUGAUCCGCAAGUGCGUGGAGCGCGGCACCCACCGCGUUCUCGCCUGCAAGACCAUCCUGAAGAGCAACAUCGUGGCCAUGCAAGACGCCGCGGAUAUUCGGCACGAGGUGGCUGUGAUGGAAGCGUUAAAGGGACACCCCCAUGUGGUGAAGAUUGAAGAUACAUGCGAGGACGAGGAGGCAGUGCAUAUUGUCAUGGAGCUGUGCUCUGGAGGCGAUUUGUUUGAUCGUGUGAAGGACGAGGGCCGGCUGAAGGAACGGACAGCUGCGAUCGCGUGCCGGCAGCUGGUGCAGGCGCUGAUGUGGUGCCACGUGUCGGGCGUGGUGCACCGGGAUGUGAAGCCCGAGAACAUUCUGCUCAAGGGGCGGAGAGAGGGCAGCAGCGGCGCGGACGAGCAGAGCAAGGGGAAUAUGGGCGCGGCUGCGGCGGUGCUGGGAGGCAUCAUGGGUGCUCCUGCCAAGGGCGCGGGUGGUGGUGCUGCUGACGAGGACGACAUUCACGUCAAGCUCGCUGACUUCGGCGUUGCCACGUUCACUCGAGGCGAGCCGUGCACGGAGGAGCUGGGCACGCUCCAGUACAUGGCACCAGAGGUGCUUGCGGGGACAUACGGCCCUGCAGCCGACAUCUGGAGUGCGGGGGUGGUGCUGCACAUCAUGCUGUCGGGCCGCACUCCCUUCUUCGCGUCGCUGGGGCGUACCGUGCAGGAGGCGAUCCUGCACGGCCCCGUGCGCAUGCGCGGGCCCCACUGGGAGGGCGUGAGCGAGGACGCGAAGAGCCUCGUGCGCGCCAUGCUGGACAAGGAUGCAUCGACACGAAUCACCGCCAAGGAGAUUCUUGGUCAUCCGUGGAUUGCUAAGUACACACAGUGA
Molecule: messenger RNA, 2763 nt
Organism: Closterium sp. Yama58-4
Lineage: Eukaryota; Viridiplantae; Streptophyta; Zygnematophyceae; Desmidiales; Closteriaceae
Source: the annotation of a GenBank genome assembly